CCGGCACACUCCCACUCCCGUCCCGCACCCCGGUCGCUGACAGCGGCCAUGGCGGAGCUGCGGCACUCGACGGUGGCGGCGGCGGCCCGCGCGUCCAACUCCCCAGCCAAGCGCGACUCCGACGCCUCCGCCUCCUCCUCCCCGUUCUCCGCCGCCUCCACCGCCCGCGGCCGCGACGACGACGGCAAGGACGCUCACCGCUCCUCCCCUCUCCUCCCUCACCACCACCAUCACCACAAGCAGCUCCUCCCUUCUCCCUUCCGCUCUCUCAUCGCACUCGAGGAUCCAAGGGCCCCCACCGCCUCCCUCUCCUACCGGAUCUUGCUCGCCGUCCUCGCCUUACUCCUGCUCGCGGUCCUCUUCUCCGCGCCGUCCCCCUGGUCCCGCCUCAACACCCCGUACUUGUGCCAGAAGGAGGGGAUCACGCUGCACUGCCCUCAGACUAAGGAACCCCUCUCGUUGUGGGAGAACCCGCGUGCUGCCACCACGUCCUGGAAGCCCUGUGCAGAGCGUCGAAGCGAUGAGCCCUCAGACGUGCGACCUGAGAACGAAACCUCUGGGUAUAUUUUUAUUCACGCUGAAGGUGGACUAAACCAGCAACGUAUAGCUAUAUGUAAUGCUGUUGCAAUUGCUAAGAUAAUGGAUACAACACUUAUUUUGCCAGUUCUAAAGCAGGACCAGAUAUGGAAAGACCAAACGAAAUUUGAAGAUAUAUUUGAUGUGGAUCAUUUCAUAAACUAUUUGAAGGAUGACGUACGCAUUAUCCGAGACAUCCCUGACUGGUUCGCUGAAAAAGAUGAGCUCUUCACCAGCAUAAAGCGUACUGUGAAGAACAUCCCAAAGUAUGCAUCUGCGCAGUUUUACAUUGAUAAUGUACUUCCAAGGAUCAAAGAGAAAACAAUAAUGUCUAUUAAGCCAUUCGUCGACAGGUUGGGGUAUGACAAUGUUCCGAUGGAGAUUAACCGUUUAAGAUGCAGAGUGAAUUAUCAUGCGCUGAAGUUCCUACCUCAUAUUGAAGAAAUGGCUGAUAAGCUGGCAACGAUGAUGAGGAACCGAACUGGCAGCGGAAACCCAUACAUGGCCCUUCAUCUGAGAUAUGAGAAAGGAAUGGUAGGCCUAUCCUUUUGUGAUUUUGCUGGAACUCGGGAGGAGAAAGUAAUGAUGGCAGCUUAUAGACAGAAAGAAUGGCCACGUCGCUAUAAGAAUGGAUCUCACCUAUGGCCGUUAGCACUGAAAAAGAGAAAAGAAGGGCGUUGCCCCCUUGAGCCUGGUGAGAUAGCUGUGAUCCUGCGAGCAUUGGGGUACACAAGGGAAACACAGAUAUACGUUGCAUCAGGGCAGGUGUAUGGCGGCAAUAACAGGAUGGCUCCCCUCAGGAACAUGUUCCCAAACUUGGUGACCAAGGAGGAGUUGGCGGGGGCGGCAGAGAUGGCGCAAUUCCGGAAGCACGUGACGAGCCUCGCAGCGCUGGACUUCCUGGUGUGCCUCAAGUCUGACGUUUUUGUGAUGACGCAUGGUGGCAACUUCGCCAAGCUCAUCAUGGGGGCGCGGCGCUACAGCGGGCGGCAUCGGCUCAAGUCCAUCAAGCCUGACAAGGGGCUCAUGUCCAGGUCCCUCGGCGACCCCUACAUGGGCUGGGCCUCCUUUGCUGAGGAUGUCGUCAUCACGCACCAAGCCCGCGCCGGCCUCCCCGAGCCGACCUUUCCAGGCUAUGACAUCUGGGAGAACCCCCUCACCCCCUGCAUGUGCAGAGCCUGAAACAAACUGAGCAGUAGUACACAAGUGACAACCAUUGCUAAGUUAGCUAGUGCUUCCAUUUUCCUUUAUUUCUAUUUUAUUUUUGUUCAGGUGGUACCAGUAGCAGUAUGUAGUCCUGGGCUCCUGGCUAUCUAAGGUUCAUGUGUCCAGAUGAUUAGGUGUAGUGCCUCGCCUGCUUAAACAGUUCUAUGGCCUAUGGGAUUCUUGUGUCCAGUCCAGAAGCAGGAUUUCUGGAUUCAGAUAUUGCAUUCUUGGCGCAAGAUGAAAUCAAUGUAUUUUUGUCAAGGGGGUGAAAUCAAUGUAUUUUGUCAAGGGGGUGAAAUCAAUGUAUUUUGUCAA
Molecule: messenger RNA, 2097 nt
Organism: Brachypodium distachyon (stiff brome)
Lineage: Eukaryota; Viridiplantae; Streptophyta; Magnoliopsida; Poales; Poaceae
Product: protein PECTIC ARABINOGALACTAN SYNTHESIS-RELATED
Exons: 11
Coding region: 49-1758 (569 amino acids)
Source: RefSeq, a predicted model, not a curated record